Messenger RNA from Polyodon spathula (Mississippi paddlefish), 3011 nucleotides. Its product is annotated as synaptotagmin-like protein 3. The transcript has 16 exons. Bases 407 to 2272 code for a protein of 621 amino acids. NCBI's taxonomy places the organism in Eukaryota, Metazoa, Chordata, Actinopteri, Acipenseriformes, Polyodontidae. Gene Ontology annotation, cellular component: exocytic vesicle; plasma membrane. The record is from RefSeq and is a predicted model, not a curated record. Gene Ontology annotation, biological process: exocytosis; intracellular protein transport. Gene Ontology annotation, molecular function: small GTPase binding; neurexin family protein binding.
CAGUAUUCUCUAAACCAAAAGUGCUGCAUGUGUAGAGGGAACCUGAAUAACUGCACAGGCUGACGAAAUACAGCUAUGUGUAUCUGAUGCUGCUAAGAAAAGGACCAACAUUGAAGAAAAUGUAAGACACCCAUUCAUCUGCAAAAACAAUGUGAAGUUAAGAAGCUGCUGUUUAUCCAUCCUGUUGCUGCUGACCUGUAACAUGGCAGCUCUGAUAGUCAGUAAAAGCAACAGUUCCACAGCUCAACAUUUUUGAAAAAUUGCUCUUCAGUAAAAUUAAGCUAACUUUGAACAAAAGAAGCUUCUCUGGGCAAUGCAUUUAACGUCCAGAAAUUUCAUGGACAGUCCAAUUCCUGUUUUGUUAAAUAGUAUGUAGACAUGAUCAACAACAAAACAAGCAUAAUCAAUGGCUGAAAAAAUCGACUUGCAUUUCCUCAAAGAACUUGAAAGAGAGAAGGUUCUAGAAGUCCUGUACAGGGAUAAGGCACUGCGUGCAGCUGAAGAAGAACGGAUAAGAAAGCUGAAGUCUGAGCUCAGAGAAAUCCACUGGAAGGGUGCCAAGAGUUUCAGCCAGCAGUACGCAGAUAAGACCUGUGCCCGAUGUCAGAAAUCCCUUGGGAAGAUAUUGAACAGCGGAGCUGUGUGCAAAGGAUGCAGCCACCGAAUCUGUACCAAGUGCCGUAUCAUUAUCUCUGCCAGGGAGUGGAAAUGCACUGUAUGUUAUGCUUAUGGGGAAGUGAAAAUAAAAUCUGGAGACUGGUUCUUUGAAGAAAGAGCAAACAAAUUCCCAAGUUGUGAAGGUAAUCAGGAGUCUGUUGGUGAAACAUUAUUAAAAUCAUAUCAAAGACUAAGUAAUAUUGCCAUUGUCCCUCCCACUCCACCUCCUUUUUUUGAGAAUGUGUCUGUAAGCAAUGCUGGGGAGUUAAAACAUUCAAAAGGUUUCACUAAAUCAGUAGAAAACCUGUUCAUUUCAUUCACAACUCACAUGAAAAAAAUCUCCAAGUCCCAUAAUGAUGUGACAGUAAACCAAACUUUCCUGACAACAGAUUACGGACAGGGAACCAAAAAGGAGAGAAAGAGUCAAUCAGACACGGCCAUAAACAAAGAAGCCAUGCUAACAAAGGCACCCUGUCCUCCCAUCAUGUUCAAAAAAGCUACAGCUAAUGAAGAUGAAGACAGAGUAGAUGUUGGCCGUUUGGCUGAAGCCAACCCUACAAAGACACUGUACACGGGAGCAGUGGAAAGGGACAGUACUUGCAGUGUCAGCAGUGCAUGUACUGAAGAUGGCAAUUUUGAGAAAGCCAGAGUCACUGGAGAAAUUGAAUUCUGCAUUGUGUACAACUACAAGAGAUCCUGCUUAGAAAUCUGUAUUAAAGCUUGUAAAAACCUAGCCUACGGGGAUGAAAAGAAGAGAAAGUGCAACCCAUACAUCAAAACCUACCUGCUCCCUGAUAAGUCCCCUCAGAGUAAACUGAAAACAACAGUUAAAAAGAACACAACAGACCCCACUUUCAGUGAAACAUUAAGGUACAACAUCGACCGGUCUCAGCUUGAAACCCGAUCCCUGCAGGUGUCUGUGUGGCACUCGGAGACUCUCAAACGCAAGGUCUUCCUCGGGGAGGUCAUCAUUCCUCUGGAUUCCUGGAAGUUUGAGGAGGACUCCAGACAGUCAUACAACUGGUAUCAACUGGAUUCUAAGCCUGAUCAGUAUGAAGAUUGUGUACUGGUACAGUACAAUGGGGAGCUCUGUAUCAAGGUGAAAUUUGUCUUACCAUCGCUAAGCUCCAAAAUCCAGACUCAACACCUCUCAAUGGAAGAUUUGCAGAACAAGAUGACUGUCAUUGGUCAACUCAAUGUUAUGAUCAUUGGAGCCAAAAACCUGCCAUCUUUAAGGCCUGAUGGUACUUUAAACUCAUUUGUCAAAGUGUGCCUAAUCCUUCCAGAUAAAAGGCAGUUGAAACUGAAGACUCCAGUGCUUAAAAAGAAAGCUUGCCCACAGUGGAAUCACCAGCUUGUGUUCAGCGAUGUGCUUCUGGGUGAAUUGUGGGAUUCCUGUCUUGAUAUCACUGUCUGGGACCAUGCUGCCUUUGGCCUCACUGACCGUUUCCUGGGGGGAGUCAGACUAGAGAGGGGGAUACUGUCGACAGACUCCCGUGACAUGGUGGAAGUCACUUCUGGACAACCUUGGCAAAACAUUCUGAGGAGACCAAACACUUGGAAUGACAUCACACUUAUACUUCACCCAAAUAUGGAGUACAUGAUGAAAACCUAACAUGGCCAGUUCCAAAUGCAUCUUUUUGGAUCCUUUCACCUAUUUGUGCAAUAGUAAGAUAAAGCUUGUAGAACAUGAAUAUUGUUGGUCCUAAAACUGUAGGAGCUAGUUAAGAAUAUACUGUAGACCAAGACACUAAUAGUGUAUGUCUGAGGCCCCUUUUAUGUUACUAACCUGAAUACUUAUCACACCUGAAACCUAUGCACAUACAUUGAAAAACACCAUUCAUACACAGACCAUGUUAUGUAUGGAGCCACCACAGCUCUGAAAAGAUAAUAACGUGAUGAGUGUAUUUAUAGUGCAAGGUCAGUUGGAAAGUUCAAAUGUCUGCAUUUAACAGUUAGAAUUUAAGGAUGUACAGUAGGACUUUAUUUGCUCUUCAAAAAGGAUAUUUGGCAAUAGAAAUUACAGUAAUCUGAACAAGAAUACAAUUUUAUUGUACAUUAGAGGUAUAACUGAAUACUGCACAUGCCAAAGUGAUGAAGGUGGAUUCAUUUUGACAUGUACUGCUAUGGCCAAAAGUUUUGCAUCACCUAGAAUUUUAGGAUUGAGACAAAAAUAAUAUAUAUGAACAUAAUUUAGGUAUUUUAUUUAUCAUGUAAUCCAAGAAACUACAAAAUGAUACUGCGAAAUACUACCGGAAGACAUAAUAGCAGUGCAGCAUUUAAUGUUAGAUUUUGAAAAGUCACAUUUUUUCAUUUGUCAGUUUCAUUAAGCAUAUGGAAAACUACGAAGUGGU